This is a messenger RNA of Etheostoma spectabile (orangethroat darter), 2377 nucleotides long. RefSeq names its product BCL2 like 1 (gene bcl2l1). Bases 452 to 1150 code for a protein of 232 amino acids. Gene Ontology annotation, biological process: intrinsic apoptotic signaling pathway in response to DNA damage; regulation of apoptotic process; extrinsic apoptotic signaling pathway in absence of ligand. Gene Ontology annotation, molecular function: BH domain binding. The transcript is spliced from 3 exons. Lineage: Eukaryota; Metazoa; Chordata; Actinopteri; Perciformes; Percidae. The record is from RefSeq and is a predicted model, not a curated record. Gene Ontology annotation, cellular component: mitochondrial outer membrane.
AUUUGUUGCUACUUCUUCACGCUGGAUGAAGCUGUCAACUAUAGCUUCUUGGCUGGACUGAAGUGGCAUGGCAAAGUGAAGUUACGUAAAGGACGUGGCUAUAUUGUGGGCGGAUCUGUGGUAGCCAGUAGCUGGCUAGGAGAUCUCCGUCUCCGGCGUUUUAGCCAGACGAGCUAGCAAUGACGGAUACUAUUGCUCCUGCUGGGGUCUGGAUUGUGAGCCACCAGACAUGAUUUUUAUGGAGACCACCCUACAAGACCUGAGCUGAUUUGUCAGCCUUGUGUAGGUUUGGUUUUCACCCCCCAAGUCUCCUCUGGAUAUUAGCUGACCAUGGUGGUCUGAACAGAGGAAAGCCUGGCACAGUGUGUGUUCACUCUAACACAGCAAGGCUUGACCAAGAGAGGCACAGAGACGGACCGAAGCAAAGAGAAAAAGCCUAUUUAAACACAACAUGUCUCAAAACAGAGAACUGGUGGCUUUCUACAUAAACUAUAAACUCUCCCAGAGAAACUAUCCUCUCAACCACAUGGGACUCAUAGAGCCUCCAAACAGGACUGAUGGGGGGGUCGCAGGGUUGGUUGAGGAGCAGAGGGUAGCAACGCACGCCAACGGGACCUUGAAUGGUACGAGUCCCGGGACCCCACCAGCGUCGCCGCUACGGCAGCAACAGCUGGCGGCGACGACGAGCCUGGACGCGGUGAAAGAGGCCCUCCGGGACUCGGCCAACGAGUUUGAGCUGCGGUACGCCCGCGCCUUCAGCGAUCUGCACAACCAGCUGCACAUCACACCGGCCACGGCCUACCAAAGCUUCGAGAACGUGAUGGAUGAGGUGUUCCGGGACGGGGUCAACUGGGGCCGCAUCGUAGGGCUUUUUGCUUUUGGUGGGGCGCUGUGCGUGGAGUGCGUGGAGAAGGAGAUGAGUCCGCUGGUGGGCAGGAUCAUUGAGUGGAUGACGGUUUACCUGGACAACCACAUUCAGCCCUGGAUCCAGAGCCAAGGAGGAUGGGAGCGCUUUGCCGAAAUCUUCGGGCAGGACGCGGCAGCAGAGAGCAGGAGGUCUCAGGAGAGUUUCAAGAAGUGGCUGCUGGCGGGGAUGACCCUGGUGACCGGAGUCGUGGUGGGCUCCCUCAUCGCCCAGAAACGCCUGUGAACGGAGCUACACGCCAACCUUCCCCAACACUCACAAGCCUCUCCACCCGCCUCCUUCACUACCCCCCCGACCUACACACCACGGAAGUUAAAUUGAAGGUCCCGUUUGUCUCGUCGCAAACUGCUGACAAUGUUUACUUUAGCCCCCCCCCCCACACACACACACACACACACACAUAUCACACAGUGGACUGAGAAUCCUUACAUGUUGUUGAACUUUUGCGAAAAAGACGAAGAGGAAGCUUUACUAGUAUUCACGUGUUCCACCUUGAGAAAUAAUGUGUGGUUAUACAGAGACAGACAUGUUAUUUUUUCAUUAACUGAACAAAUUCUUCCCUUUUUAUUUCUCCACUUGUUCUUUGUGUUUGUAUUCAUUAGUUUUAACAAAUUUUGGUUUUCCCAUUUUUGGUCGUCAAAAGAGACUAAAGGUCUUCACAGAUCUGAAGAGCCAGUGCGUUCGGGGCUAGGCUGCUCUACAUGUCUCGUUUGGAUGCUCCCCCCCCCCACAGACGGCUCUGUGUGUGCCAUAUGGAGAGUGAAAGCAGGGGAGGACGUUGCACUGAUCCCUGAGCAGCAUUUGUAGUUCCCAUUUCCUGCCAGCCAUCCCGAUCACCAUAUAUCAGGUCAUAUAGGAUAAUCCAUGACUCCACACACUGAUUCCUUUGUCUUGCGUAAUUCUUAUGGGUUUUUGUAUGAAUGAUAAAUUAGAAGGAUUCAAACAUUUUAGUUAACAAAACACAAGAGUCUUGAACUAAGUAAUGGGAAACUAACGCCCCUGCUUGUUUGUGUUUGUUGGUGCGUUUUUGUUUUGGAUUUGUGAACCAUUAAAACCCCACUGCUCCCGCUGAUCUGUGCUUUAUGGUCACACUUGGCCUCGAUUCGAUCCUGUUUGUGUUUAGUCAGCCUGCCGAGUGCCAGAGCACUGUGCGUGGCAAGUUCUCAGAAUCAGUGCAACCGCAGUUCAUACAAGCAGGGCGCCCUGGCUCAGAGCGGCCAUGUUAAAGACACAGUAGCUGAGAAAAGCAGAAAAUACUGUAGCAACACACAGAAAACACAGAGCGGCACCGGGUCACCACGACACACACCGGACAGCAUGACUCACACGUCAGUCAGAUAUCUGGGUGUAAAGUUUUUUGUUUUUUUUGUUUUUGGCAACACUUUAUUCUAACCCCCCUAUUUAGCAUUUAUUAGCAAUAUAUAAACAUUUAAUAAAUGGUUUAAAAAUCAC